Messenger RNA from Effrenium voratum, 924 nucleotides. Lineage: Eukaryota; Dinophyceae; Suessiales; Symbiodiniaceae. The record is from the annotation of a GenBank genome assembly.
AUGGAGUGCAGGCUGAGCCAAGCUUCCUUGGCCACCGCUUUGGCGCAUCCGGAUGCCUGGGCUUUGGCAGCGCCGGUGGCGCUCUGGCGCAAGUUCUCGGAGGCAGAAGCGAGGGAAGGAGGGAAGUUCUGCACGGCCAGGUUCUGGCAGCAGGCACGAUGGCGGAAGCGUCGCGGGUUGGAGGGGGUGCCGGAGGGCGUGACGGAUCCCUUCAACGACAGCAACAGCAUCAACUUCGUUCCGCCCAACUGUCACGGUCCGCUGGCCGCGUCGGCGGGGAUUCUGCUGGUGUGGUCUCUGCACCUCCUGCGGCAAGCCUUGGCCAAUGUCUUUCGCGUCACCCCGAGCUUCUUCCUCCUCUUCGCCCUGGCGGCCUGGGGCCUGUGCGGCGCGCGGCUGGCGCCGCUGUGGCGCCUCAGCGCGCCGCUGCCGUGGCUGGCGCUGGGCCGCGCGCUGGGCUGCAGCGCCAUCUGCGGGGCGCUGGGCGCCGCAAGCGGCGCGAAGCGCGGGGAAUGCGCGCCGCUGGCGCUGUUGACGGGGGUGCAGUGGCUGCUGCUGGGGGCCUCCUCCGUGGCCACAGACCAGGCGCUGCACUACGGGCUCUUUUUGUGCGGAGCGGUGUGCGGCCUCGUGGCGCAGCGGUCCCUGGAGGCGCUGCUUCCACGGCGCGCCACGUCGCCGGCGGUCGUGGACCGCUUGGUGAUGGUGCUGGCGCUCAACUGGAGCAUGAGCCUGACAACCACGGGCCUGUGGUUCCUCACCGAGACUCUGGGCGCGGCGGGUCUCCAUGUUGGCUUCCUGCGGAUGAGUGCCUGCAAGUACUUGAGCCUGAACUGUGCUCUCGACUUGCUUUGGGUGGUGGGAUGCGGGCACCUGCUGCUGAAGAAGGAGAAACCGGAGCUGCUGAAAGAGAUGAGCGCCUGA